AAGAAAAUCAUUUUUUUUGCUUUGAGUUUCGGCCAUUACAAUUUAGUGAGAGAAAAUAUUAUUUUGGUUCCACAUAUAUCAUUUUGUGUAUAGAAAAUAUCUAUAAUAUUUUCUAAAUAUUAUUGGAAAUAUUUUCUAUAGAAAUAUACAAGAUUAUUGUUAUCCCAAAUUUUAAUCUUUAUAUUUUAUACUACUAUAAUCUUUACUAGCAUAAAGAUUGUGGUAGACUCCGGCGUUGUUCGUGUGUCAAAGUUGGAGACCGGACGCUUGAACGGUUACGUUUGCACUUUCAACGCUCUUCCUACGACUUCUUCGUUUUUACCGCUUACGAAGAAAGUCUUAUCUCAAUUACGUAUGGAUAAAUCGUGGAUGAAAUCCGAUAGAAGAAGUAGAGAGUAUGAACUAGGAGUGGAUGAAUUGUUAAGUAGGGCACAUCUUUUCCAACAUGGUAUUGAUGAAUCAUAUACAUGUUGGAUAUGGCAUGGAGAGCUAAAUCCAGAUGAUGAACCCCCUCACCCACACAAUAGACGUGUUCAUGACUCAUUUGACGAUGGAACAGAUGAAAACAACGAAGAAGAUGGUGAGGACAGGUCUUUUGAAUACUCUGAUUUCAUGAACCAUGUCCAAGGGGAUUCUGAACCUCUUUACCCGGGAUGCAACACCUACACUAAGCUGAAGGCACUAGUGAAAUUAUAUAACUUGAAGGCAAAGCAUGGGAUUUCUUACUCAUGCUUCUCUGAAAUUCUGCUUUUGCUGGGGACAUUUCUCCCAAAGGGCAACUGCCUGCCUUCGUCAUUUGGUGAAGCAAAGAAGACCUUAUGUGCUUUAGGGGGGAACAAGACCAGAGGGGAAUCGUACCGAAAUAACAGAGCAGCGGCUCUUACCGCUGCUAUUGAUGCAACCCACCGGCGGAGAGGCAGACGGCGGCCAAUGACGGCUCGCCGGCGUUCUACGAUGGCAGGUGGCGGCGGCGUCAGAAGCUCCGGCGACUAGUGGCAGUUCCUUCAAGCUCCAAUUUUCUUCAAUUUCUUCAUCUUCUUCAACAAUUGGUAACCCUAUAUUUGUCAAAAAAAUUUCUUCUCCAAUUUCUUUGUAAAAAUAUUGUUUCAAUUCAAAUUUACAUUUUUUUUGCUUGUUGUGUGAAUUUUGAAAAUUCCAAAAUGGUUGGUGUUCUUUUAUGGGUUUUUUUUAAUGUUUAUAUUAAAUCCCUUAUGAAUGAAAAUUGAUUCUUACUAGUUUCUUCAAUUUUUGCGCAAAUUGAUGUUAAAUUGGUUGAAUUAUAAAUUUGAUUUCAUAAGUAGGUUGAUAUGUUGAAUUUGGUUAUCAUUGAAGCUAAUUUAGCUACAUAUUUUAGUUAAGUGAUUCUUGAAUUCAUACGUGAAUCUUUUUUGUGACUUGUGUUUUGUAUAAUUUUAAGGUAAAUGAACUUCUUAGCCACAUAAGUUGAACGUUUUCCUUAAGAUUCGUUAUAGAGUGAUUGUUUAUGUCUUGGUGUUCUUGUUUGUUAUUUUCAUAAAAAUUGGAAUUGUUU
Cuscuta campestris is the source of this 1531-nucleotide messenger RNA. Lineage: Eukaryota; Viridiplantae; Streptophyta; Magnoliopsida; Solanales; Convolvulaceae. The record is from the annotation of a GenBank genome assembly.